Rhineura floridana is the source of this 4100-nucleotide messenger RNA. RefSeq names its product signal transducer and activator of transcription 2 (gene STAT2). The transcript has 24 exons. Bases 178 to 2604 code for a protein of 808 amino acids. Lineage: Eukaryota; Metazoa; Chordata; Lepidosauria; Squamata; Rhineuridae. The record is from RefSeq and is a predicted model, not a curated record. Gene Ontology annotation, molecular function: DNA-binding transcription factor activity, RNA polymerase II-specific; RNA polymerase II cis-regulatory region sequence-specific DNA binding. Gene Ontology annotation, biological process: regulation of cell population proliferation; regulation of transcription by RNA polymerase II; response to peptide hormone.
GCCGUCCAGCUUUCGCUCCUUCACUCGCUGAGGGAGGGCAACACGGUAGCUGGAAUUGCAAUUUUUGGAAUAAAAUUUCCGCGAGGAAGGUGGCUGCCGGGUCUUGCGGGUAGCGGUCUUGCAUCGGCAUUGUCAGCUGUGAGGGGCCCAGUAUUGACCUCCCCACUCCAAAAAAACAUGUCUCAGUGGCAACAGAUCCAGAAGUUGGAGAGACCUCAUUUGGAGCUUGUGCACGACCUCUACUCUGAUGACUGCCUGCCCAUGGAAGUACGAGAGUACCUAGCCUAUUGGAUUGAAGAGCAGAAAUGGAGCCAAGCAGCGCAGUCGGAUCCCUCACAGGCUUGCUGCCUUUUCCACACCAUGCUGGCUCUACUGGAUGAUCAGCUGGGACGUCUUGUUUUGGGGGAAGAGAACAACUCCAACAUGGUACACAAACACAACCUGCGCUGCUCCAAACUGAACCUACAGGCCAAGUAUCAAGAUCAACCAGAGCAGCUGGCCAGCAUAAUUGACAGCCUGCUGAGAAAGGAGAAAGCAAUUCUCUCAGCAGCCUUGGCUACAUCACAGACAAGGGUGGAGCCACCACCUGAUGCCUCUCUGGUCUCCAGCCAGCAGCACAACAUUGAGGGUCGGCUAAUGGAGUUGCAAAGGACAAUUCAGGGUCUGAAAUGUUCCACAGAUCAACUUGAGGAUCUGCAGGACAUCUUUGAUUUCCGUUUCAGGACGCAGAAGAUUUUGGAAAGUACAGCCUCUGCUGCCGCCCCCGCCCCCAGAAGACAUCAGGAGUUGCAAGUCAUGCUAAACAACAUGGACUGUUGCCGCAAGGUGAAUCUGGGCACCGCUGCCCAGCACAGCAAUGUGGUCUUGGGGCUCAUGAGAGAACUGCUGGCCCAGAUCCAGGAGAUGCUGGGCCGCUCUGCCACUCUGAGAGAGCUUCUGCUGGCAGAGCUAGCUGUGUGGCAAGAUCGGCAGCGGCAGGCGUGUCUUGGGGCCACUUGUGAUACCAGCUUAGCAGAACUGGAGAAGUGGUUCACAGGGAGCGCGGAGGUCCUCUUCCAAUUGUUGCAGCUGUUGAAGACCCUGGAGGAGCUGCGUCAAAAAGUGUCCUACGAGCCAGAUCCCCUGAUAGUCGAGUUGCCCCAGCUGGAAGAACGGCUACAAGAGCAGAUUUUCUGCCUUUUGAAAAGUGCAUUUGUGGUGGAGGUUCAGCCUCACAUGCCCUUGCCCAACCACCGGCCUCUGGUGCUGAAAACCAGCAACAAGUUCUCUGUCCGUGCCAGGCUCCUGGUGAAGCUCCUGGAUCGAAACCACCCGAUGGAGGUGCAGAUUGAGAUUGACAGGAAUGCUGCUAAUCUGGGAGGGUUUCGGAGGUUCAACAUCUUGUCGUCAACCACGAAAACCAUGGUGAUGGACCGGCCCCAAGUUGCGGGGCUCAUUUGUGACUUCAAGUACAAUAUGCUGAAAGAGCAGAAAAGCUGCGGCUCGGGCAAAGGCAAGGGCGGCAAAGGGCUCAACGAGGGAUUGUUGCCUGUCACAGAGGAGCUGCACAUCAUUACUUUCACCCUGGACUACUGCUACCAAGAUUUUAAGUGCCAGCUGCAGACAUCCACCUUGCCUGUGGUGAUCAUCUCUAACAUCAACCAGAUGUCCAGUGCUUGGGCCUCUAUCUUAUGGUUCCUCAUGGUCAAUCCAAACUCAAUGAAUCAGCUGUUUUUCAACAGUCCACCAGCUGCCACCUGGGAUCAGCUGUCUGCUGUCCUGAGCUGGCAGUUCCAAGCUGCUACUGAGCGAGGGCUAAACAUGGAUCAACUCAAGAUGCUGAGAGAGAAACUCUGUGGACCAAAUGCAACGCUGCAGAGUACAAUCACUUGGGCCCAGUUUGCUAAGGACAUGACUGCUGGUUUCUCCUUCUGGACCUGGAUUGAUGGGGUCUUGCUCCUGGUUAAGGAGCACCUGCUGCAACUCUGGAAGAAUGAGCUCAUCAUGGGAUUUGUGAGCCGCAAGCGUGAGAGGCAUUUGCUGAAGAGGAAGAAGGCAGGCACCUUCUUGCUGCGUUUCAGUGAGAGCAUCCCAAAUGGUGGCAUCACAUGUACCUGGGUGAACUACGAUGAUGAAGGUUCCCCCAAGUUCCAAUCAGUGGAGCCCUAUACCAAGGAUGAGCUCAAGGUCAUACCACUGCCUGACAUCAUUCGUGACUAUCAGCUCCUGGCUAAGGAAGUCAACCCUGAGAACCCACUCCAGUACCUCUAUCCUGACAUUCCCCGAGAUGAAGCUUUUCGUCCUUAUUACAGUGAACGCCGGGAAGCGGACCUGAUGGAACAGAGGCUAUACCUGAACCGCCGCCUGAUCAGAGUCUCCUCUAGGCAAUCAGAAGAGGUCCAAGCUCCUGAGCUGAAUGGUUUACACCAUGCAAACAAUGAGCUCUUACAUAAUGAUAUGAUGGAGGGAUUAGAGCACGGCCUUGGAGGUCUUCUGUUUGACAGGCAAGAUCCUUUUCUUCCACCACCAGGUGAGGAUCCGCAGUUGCCACAGGUGCCUGCUGGCCUGUUUGUGCCACCUGAUGUGUUCCCAGAGCUGUAUGUAGAUGAAAGAGAUUUCCAUUAGACUCCUAUGUUACCAUCACUGCUCCCACUUGAAAAGACAAGCUAUCGUCAUCUUGGAAAUAGAACGCUUCCGCAAGAUGGAUGAUGAUGGAUAAAGAUGGAUAAUGAUUUCUGGCAAGAUGGACACCUAAGACUGCGGCUCUUUUGCCAUCCAACUGCCUAAUGGUUUUCCUUCUGCUCCAGGGCAGAGCAGAGCUUUCUUACUAAUCAACUCAAGGAGGAUGCUGAACCAGCCUGAAAAUUUGAGCCUUCAUGAUUACUCUGAACAUUCAACUGGAGUGAUAUGCUGGGGACUUGGUGGGGAGGGAGCCUAAUCAAGGUUGUAUGGACCAUUAGAGUUAUCCUGAUUUGGUUGUUAGGUACAAAAUGAGAAGAGAAGAGUUUUGAGUUGGGAAGGGGUAUCACUGUUGCCUAUAUGUGCCUGCCAGCUCAACCGGUAUAUAUGUAAAUAAUCUUCACCGUUCUGUAUGAGCAAUUGACCUGUCAAGCUGCUCUGGAACGUCCUGUCACUUGGAGUAGUGGAGAGGGCAAACCAAACUGUAACCUGGUAUAUGCAAGAAAAGAUAGUCAUUGCAUCCAUAUUAGCCCUUUUCUCUGGCACUUCAAUCCUUUCAUUCAGUCUUCUUUUUACAGACCAUCCUAUUAAUGUCAUUAUCAAAUUGUUGCAGUCCAGUGUGUUCUGCCUUGUCCUCCCAUGUUUUUUCAGACCUGAGUUGUGGCAGGAUUGUUGUGAUUUUUGUUUGUUUUUUUGCAAUAAGAUGCAGUUGCAAGACCAGCUUGUCCAGUGUGGGUUGGCAAAGCUCUGUUGAGUCUGCAAAGACUGGAGUGGGGAACCUGCAGCCCUCCCAAUGUUGCUGGACUACAAUCACUGCGGGCUACUGUUCAUUGGUACUGGUAGAGUGGAGGGCAGGUAGCUCAAACAGUAGGUGGAGCCAGUGCCAAUGACAGGCAAAGCCAACUAAUUCUAGUUUUGUCCUCAUCCUCUUCCCUGCUGAGUUCUACAAGGGCAGCACGUGAGACUAAGGAAGAGGAAGAAGCUGGACUCAUUAUAAGAAGGAAGACAGGCACGUGGAGGCUGACUGGGUGCAGACUGAGGCUGGUGGGGCAGUGUCCUGUUUGCUCUAGUGGACCAAUCUCCACUGACUACAACUCCCCUCAUGCCUGAGCAUUGGCCAUGCUGGCUGGGAUUGAUGGAGCCCAGCAACAUCUGGAGGACUGAUAGGUUUCCCACCUCUGUUUUAAGAUCUCCUUUGUCUUCCUGUUGCCAAGUUCUGCCCAUUUUUAUUUUUUCCCGUUGGUCCUGGCUAAGGGAUUAGUGAUGGAUUGUAUGUUAACUGCUCUUUGGAUAGUACUCUCUCAGAGCUCCUCUAGACAGCCUCUUUAUUGAACUUUUAUCCUGAUUUGCUUGUGGUGGUUCAAUUGUAUCUGGUGGGUUUUUUUAGGUGAUUCAUUCUGAUUGGUUUAUGGGGCGGUGUAUUACAGUGAGGAUUCAUGCUG